AUGGACCAAAAGAAUAAAAAUUUUAAAAAAUCAAGCUCGGUUAAACCAAGCUCUUCUGGAACGACUAGUUCCAAGGUACCUACCGCAACUUCUAGCGGUAAUAACAGGGUACCUCCUAAUAAACCAGAAAUCUCCACGCGUUCUGGCCCCUCCGCAUGGUCGGGCUCUCCAUCCAGGAGAAUUUAUAAAGAACGGCGAGCGGCGACUAGGCUGCUCGAGAGAUAUGGCAAUGUCUCGGUUACGUCCGAGUCUCUUAAGGCUAGAUUAGCCUGGGCCAAACGGGUCCUUGAUACUUCUAAGGAAGUCAAAAAGGAACCUGUACCGAAGCGCCAGCGCUCAUUAGAUGAGUCAGCUUCGAAGCCGGAUGGCAAAAAGGCAAAAUUUCGUGGCAACGCCACCACUACUAAGUCCUUUAGCGACACGCUGAAGGGCUCCAUCAUAAUGGCGGUCAUUGAUGAAAAUGAUCCAGAUGGCACUAUUAAUCCUGAAAAAUGGGAUCAAAUUGAGCGAAAGCUCCUUGACUUGUUCGUCGAAGUUCUUAAGGAAUUUCCAGGUACAAUUCCCAAAUGUCGCGACGGUGGAUGGUUUCAGGGCCAUGUGAAAUUAGUCGCCUGCGUUGAUCAGCGUUCUGUUGAUCUCUUUCGCAUUGCCAUCUCCAGAAUGGGUGAGGUCUGGCCAGGCGCUAAGCUUAAAGUCGUUGCCAAGGAACAAAUUCCUGGCCGACCUAGGGCGCGUUCCUGGAUUCCAGCCGAACCAUCCGACCCUCAGCGGAUUCUGGAGCUAAUUCGGGUGGGAAACCCUGAUCUAAAUACGUCCACGUGA
Teleopsis dalmanni is the source of this 822-nucleotide messenger RNA. RefSeq lists its product as uncharacterized. Lineage: Eukaryota; Metazoa; Arthropoda; Insecta; Diptera; Diopsidae. The transcript has a single exon. The record is from RefSeq and is a predicted model, not a curated record. Bases 1 to 822 code for a protein of 273 amino acids.